Molecule: messenger RNA, 1395 nt
Organism: Dioszegia hungarica
Lineage: Eukaryota; Fungi; Basidiomycota; Tremellomycetes; Tremellales; Bulleribasidiaceae
Exons: 7
Coding region: 1-1395 (464 amino acids)
Source: RefSeq, a predicted model, not a curated record
AUGCAAGACGCCACCACUACCGCCACCAGUGCUUCGCCCUCGGCCCGUUCUUCCCCUUCUUGGCCCGCCACCCACCAGAAAACUUCAGAAGCCGACUCCAUUCUCCUUAUCAACCCGCCUCCCGAGGGUCCACACGAUGACAACACCGGUAUCUACGCCUCGCAGGACAUCCGGGACGCGCAGGAUACGGGCAGGGAGGAACCGAUGCCCAUGCCGCCCAUCCCUGACACCCAAGGCGGGAUGGGAGACGACGAUGACCUCAUGUCUGACAUGCGCGCUGGCGGUGGAGAUGGUGGUAGGGAUGGAGCGGACGUGGACAUGGCCUACGAAGACGAGCAGGCGUACUACGACCAAGAGCACGGCGAUAUCGAUCCUCGCCACUACUACACCGAGGAUGGAAGGUAUCAAACCGACCUGCGCGGCUUCACACCCGAGAGCGAGCACGGCGCAGGCGCCAUCACACUCUACCAGCAGCAUGAGGCCAACAACGGGCCCCAGCGCCCCUUCCGCGACCAAGGCCGAACCGACGCGCGCGGGGAGUACGACAUCAACGCAUAUGCCGCUCGGGGAGGAAGGGGGAUGCAGGUGGAUAGCUCGGUGAGAGUGCCGGAUGGAGUUGAGGAGCCGGCUUCGCCGAUGAUGCCUGGUCAUGGUCCAAUAAAUACCGCCCAGUCUAUCCAGUAUCCUUCCCAACCCAAUCCCAACGCCAACCUCAACGGUUCCGGUCCCGGCAAUAACAUCGCCUCUGCCCGCGCCAAAGGUCAAUUCGUCCCGCCUCAUCACGGCCAAAAGAUGAACGGCCACUCCGGCGCCAGCGCCAAUGUCAACGGCCACGCCCAAAGCGGCCCUAGCGGCCCACACGCUUCGAAGAAGGAGCACGUCGAGGUACAGGAGAUUGGAGGUCGGCGGAUCCUCACGAAGCGGGCAGGGAGUAAGCGGGACACGUGCAUGAGUGAGGAGGACGAGGAGCUAGAGUUUGAUGAGCCGGAGCGGGUGCAGGAGUUUGAUCCGACUGCGCCGAUUGUCAAAUUUGAUACCAAGAAGAUGCUGGUGGAAGAAUGGGAGAAGAUCCAGGCUGAGAUUGUGCCUUUCCUCAAGAACUACGUCGAGGAGAAACUCAAGAGCACCUACGACGAGAUUCAAUACGUCACCAACCUCUUUGUGCAGUUGAACGAGGACGCGCGGAAAGACCUGGAAGAUGGAGUCAAGCGGAUCGAAGAGGAGGAGACGAAGCAGGAGGACUGCAGGAAGAUCAUCAUCAAUUUCUCGCGCCAGAUGGAGGAGGUUGCGGCGGUGAUGAGCCAAUUUGGGGGGGCUGUGGCGGCGGCUGCAGCUGGGCGGAAGGAGGUGGGUGGGAGUGCGCCAAAUGAGCCCCUUCCAGCCCAAUCCGGCUAA